AUGGUUCCUAUGAAGGGAACGAUAUGGAAAACACGGGAAAUGGUGACUGUUCGAUGGAGUGGAGUGAGCGACAAAAACAUCGGUGCAAUUACCCUUGCUCAACCUACAGAUGAAGGAGGAUAUAUAGAUGUUGCAAAAGUAGCCACUGAAGUACCAGCUGGUCCCGGAAAAUACUCUUUAAAGUUACCGGCCAAUAUUGCGCCAAACGAUAACUACGUUAUUAUACUCGGCAACUCAGAGGAUGCAAAAUGUAUUUCUGGUGCGUUCUUCAUUGAAAAUGGUAUGGAUAGCGGACAACCACUUGCACCUGGAAACCCACCAGCACCGGGUAACGAGCAACAAACUCCACCUUCAUCUGCCCAGAUAGCACCAUCUGACGUCGGUACAGCCGCUUCCGCUGGCGUGACAAACGGUCCAUCAUCUUCCGUACCUGCUUCUGACUCACAAAUGAUCAACACAGAUAGCAACGCUGGACGUGCUUCUCGUACUGCUGGUCAUCAUGCUUUUAAGACUGGGUCAACGCAAUCCGACGCUAAUGGCAUUGGUUUGAAGGGCAAUGAAUUAGCGUCCUAUUUUGUAAAUCUGUUUUUGUUUUUAGCUGUUGUUAUAGAAAUCAUGACGUAUCUCUAA
Zychaea mexicana is the source of this 630-nucleotide messenger RNA. RefSeq lists its product as uncharacterized. The transcript is spliced from 4 exons. NCBI's taxonomy places the organism in Eukaryota, Fungi, Mucoromycota, Mucoromycetes, Mucorales, Lichtheimiaceae. The record is from RefSeq and is a predicted model, not a curated record. The coding region runs from base 1 to 630 and encodes 209 amino acids.